Molecule: messenger RNA, 8979 nt
Organism: Neodiprion fabricii
Lineage: Eukaryota; Metazoa; Arthropoda; Insecta; Hymenoptera; Diprionidae
Gene: Eip78C
Product: ecdysone-induced protein 78C
Exons: 6
Coding region: 304-1815 (503 amino acids)
Biological process (GO): regulation of DNA-templated transcription
Molecular function (GO): sequence-specific DNA binding; nuclear receptor activity; zinc ion binding
Source: RefSeq, a predicted model, not a curated record
UAAUGUAGUGAUAAUCCAAGUGACGACAUUGCGGUUCAGUGCUUAAUACGAUUGUUCAAUACGUCGAUUAUACGCGUCCAUCGAGCUAUAAAGUUUGUACUCCGGUGCAAUAAACUAUAAAUACGAGUAAAACGCGUACGAGUGGAAGGACAAUAAUGGGUCUGGAUCACUGAUCACGAAUGCCUAGAGCAGGUGCACCGGAAGCCUGUGGCAUAUAUCCGAUAUUUGAAUCUCAAGUAUUUAUUCGCGAAGCAGGGUGAUCGAACGUUCGACUUUCAUGAAUUCGCCAACUAGUAUCGUACGAUGGACGUAUUCAAAAUCGACCAAUCGCUGAGCGCGGGACUGGGUAGCGCACCAGCGCCGGACACCCUCACGCCGGAAGUGUCCUUUGACGCCAGAAGCGAUUUCAGUCUUAGCUUCUUCGACGGCCCCGAGGAUAACAGUACCCAUGGCUUCAGCGAUCACGGGUCCGUCGGUAGCGCCAGCGCCUCGCCGCCCCCAGGAACGCCGGGGAACUUGGCCGUAAAUCCGACGAGUACGUCCCUCCCCAUCGUCCAGGCCCCGCCGGGGGUCGUGGUUAAGAAAGAACAACUUUACGCCGCGGCGGACUCCAACAGCUCGACUCCAGCGAAAAGUUUUGUACCCUGUAAAGUUUGCGGUGACAAGGCCAGCGGUUACCACUACGGAGUUACCAGCUGCGAAGGUUGCAAGGGCUUCUUCAGACGAAGUAUACAGAAGCAGAUCGAAUACAGGUGUCUUCGGGACGGCAAAUGUCUAGUGAUAAGACUGAAUCGUAAUCGCUGCCAGUACUGCAGGUUCAAGAAGUGUCUCGCCGUAGGGAUGUCCAGGGAUUCGGUGAGAUACGGACGCGUGCCGAAACGUUCGCGCGACAGAGGCCAGGACGACGCUGUCCUGACUACGACGGGGGUCCAGCCGAUAACGGGUACCGGAAAUUCGCAGCCACCGCCGUCGACGACCGACAGGGUGCCGCCGGCCGCCGUGGAACCGGAUCAGUCCGACGCCGAUACGAAACAGCUGGCAGUUUACGACGUGAUCCUGACAGUUUCUCAGGCCCAUCACGCCCAUUGCGGGUUCACGGAGGAACUGACCAGAGGACUCGUUCGGAAGCCGAUGGUCAUGCCGCCGGCGAGUCCGGAAGAUCCGGAGGCAGCUUCGUCGACAGCGGAAACGGUCGAGUCGCAGAGAAUUUGGCUGUGGCAACAGUUCGCUGCCCGAGUAACGCCGUCAGUUCAGAGGGUCGUGGAGUUCGCCAAGAGGGUACCCGGCUUCUGCGAUCUCACCCAGGACGACCAGCUGAUAUUGAUCAAGGUCGGGUUCUUCGAAAUCUGGCUCACCCACGUCGCUAAAAUGGUAUCCGACACGACGAUGACCUUCGACGACGGCACCUACAUCACGAGACACCAAAUGGAACUCAUGUACGAGCCGGAUUUCGUCUCGGCGGUUCUGCAGUUCGCCGCCGCCCUAAACGCGCAUCAAUUAACCGACACGGAGCUGGGCCUGUUUUCGGGUGCUGUCCUCCUUGGGGAGAGGCCCGGGCUUAACGACGUUAAGGCCGUGCAGAGACUGCAGGACAAACUCCUCGAGGCCCUCCGCGUCCAGGCCGCGAGAAGUCACGCCACCAGCGAGGCUAGCGUAGCCACUAGCGUUGCCCAACGUUUGCCCGAGCUAAGAACCCUGGGGAGCCGCCACGCCAACCUGUUGGACUGGUUCCGAAGGAACUGGCCGAAGCUGAGGCUACCGCCGCUCUUUGCCGAAAUAUUCGACAUUCCGAAAUGCGAGGAAGACCUCCAGUGAAUUUUUCAUCGUUUCAUCCGUUUGCUCUGCGGCUGUGCGGAAAGUAUCGUCUACGUAUCUCUUUAUCUUUCUCUUACUACGGGGGUGGUUAAUCAAUCCUCCGAUCGCAAAGCCGGUCUUGUGACACAACUGCCCGGAAGGAGAACUUUCGGCGCCACGCCUUUUCCGGGGUAUUUCGAUAAUUCCGAUAACUCAUGCUCGGAUAUCUUGCUUCUCUGUGUCACAACGACUGGUCGUAGAAAUGUCGGUGAGAAGCGUUCUAGCUCGGACAGCAUAAAUAAGGCAGAGAAACGGUUACGUGAGAUGAAGCAAUAGGUAUAGGUGCCCCGUUGCUAAACGUUGCCGGGGCGUGGUCCUCUUGUUCUUUUUCUUCCACGUUAUUCUUUUCCUCAAUUAUUUCUCCAAAAUAUUGAUAUACCGCUACACGUUUUGACGUUACUUUGAACUGAGAUUAACUUUCUUUCGAGGAGAAAAGUUUUUUUUUUUUUUCUCAACGCCUUUUUGCUCAAUAGAUGUUCCGGUACGAGCUGAUACCGGGGUCUGCCGUCUAUAGCGCAUUGUAUAGUAUAAUUUCAAACUUCGUCUAUGGAAUUACCCUUUCAUUUUCGGUAUCGUCCGAUCAAAUUGUGCUAAUAUUAUGUAUACCAUGCAGAGGGUCGGUGACUCGUGUGACGUCCUCAUUCUAUUUGAUUUUAUAAUGAAGAAGAACGACGCGUCAAUAGUCUCUUUCUCGUUCUUUCUUCAACUAAACAUGUUACAUGAUAAAUCACAAGGAAUUCGUAAUUUAGUUUCCUCUGAGAUAAACUGACGAUGAUGAGGUGAUCGAAAAACAAAUAUACCUAAUAUGUUUUUGCUGUCAGAGCGAUAAAAUUACAAAUCUGAAAGAACAAGCCAGAAUUUUAAAGUGAAAUUUAUCACAAUUCAUCUCGUACUUAAACAUCAAUUCAAAUACUCAAUGCGGCAGUUAUAAUUAGACGAUUUGUUAGCGGGUCAACAGAGUCGAAUAUACCUUAUGCGGUGUAUAGUUUUCAUCGGUAUAGCAAAAAUAAGUGGACAAAGCUCAAUUUCAGUGUAACUACUUGUUAAACGAUGAAUAUACAUAUAUCAUUAUUAUACAACACUUAGGAUAUAUUAUUAUUGAAACAUGCAAUUAAAAUGCACUGAUUGUUGAAUAUUGUAUAUUCUUGUAUUAUAUCUUUGUUCCGACACAUGCCACAUACUGUGCGUAUGGUUCAUCAAUCGAGACAAAUGUUAUCAUAUCACGCGUUAUAUUAUCAAGUCGACAGAUCGUAUACCCUCAUACAAACGUACACAGGUAAUAUUGAUUCGUACGAAUUCGUUGAAGAUUCAUUCGCAGCCCAGUAAUUAAUUGAGUAACGUAUGUGAAACGUCUGCGAGCUUUAUCCGACCCAUCGACCCGAUUGCUAGCCGCUUUAUUUUCAUCGCGAAAAAAUACCAACCGCCUUUCCCUGCGAAUAUUACAUUGAUCAAUCAUACAGGCUUGACAACAAAUAAGUACAGUUAUACAUCUGUACCUUUUAGUACGUACGUAUACAAUAUAUACAUACACACAGAGGCAGGCAGACACACGCGCGCGCACACACACACACACACACGUUACGAUUAUGCUACAAAUUAAUACUCAUCCGUCACAAAGUUUCGUUGUUCCCAUCUUGGGCUGCAUUUAAGCGUAUGAUCGGGCUCCGACAGACAGAAAUGCAAUUUGAUGAAAAUUGCCGACCGAUUGGAGAUUCGGUUGACAAAUUGGAAGGCGGGGUUGGCGUCGGAAGCUCACUCGACACAUCAACCUGAACUUUAUUAUAAACUCUACAGUCCAACUGUCCUACUCAAAGUUCUAAUAAUACAUAUAAUAUAAGCUUAAGGAGAUAUUAUAGGUUGGAAAGAGAAAUUAAUCCAUCAAUUAACUAUUUAAAUAUAUCACGUAACAUGAACUAUAUAAUAUAGUGAAAUAUAUAAAUAUCGGAAAUUAAAGUACUAGGAAAUCCCCGAAGACUUAAGGAAUUCCUCUAGGGCGUAUGAAUACAUACGUACAUACGAGUACAUACAUACAUAUAUAUAUCUAUUAGGCGCAUGCGCUACGAAUCUUGAUCUAUGCAAUCUAUUUUUAUUACUCGAUGUAGAAUAGAAAAUUACACUUUAGGAUAUACCUACUGCGCUCUGUACUGAAACAGAAAUGCAAUCGAGCUGAGCCAGCAUUGAUCUAGUUGUAAUGUGCUAAUUGAUAAUUAAUGAAGUUUCGCGAUAUAAAUAUUAAAAUGAAAAUUACUAGUUUAAAUACUUGCAAACCUUGUUGGCGAACUUGCAACGAAAUUUGAAUUUGGUGUGUGGAGAAUUCGGGCCUUGGUUAAUUCGAUUGGAUUUAUGUUUCGGCUCAAACGGCGGUCUCUCUUUCAUGCUCUGAACACUAAUAACUCUCUGACAAUGACUAGAAUAACGCAUAAUAAUAAUAUUACGUACUAUGGAAUUAUUGUUGUUAUUAUUAUUAUUAUCAUCAUUAUUAUUAUUAUUAGUUAUAUUAUUACUUUUUUAAAAAAAUAAUAAUAUCAUUGCUGUUCUUGAUAGAGAAAUUAACGUUACAUAGAGAUUGUACUUAAUCAACAAUUAUAUAUUAUAUAUAUAUAUAUAUAUAUAUAUAUAUACACACACACACACACAUACAUUAUAUAUAUAUAAAUAUAUAUCAUUAUUAUCUUCACGAUAUAAAAUCUCAAUUUUAAGCGCUCACAUCAAGUUGUGAAUAAACAUAUCAUACCUAUCUAAUAUAUUAUGAAAGGAUAUUACAGUUUAAUAUAAUAUAUUUGUUAUUAAUAAGUGUAGAUUUAAUGCAACACGUUCUCAGUGCCGUGGCUAAAGAAAUUCCUGUUCAUUGAGUCUCUUCGCAUUCGCCUGUUUUUCCAAAUUGUUCGUCUUGUUUUUCAACGUAUCUUUCCUCCGUCUUGAUCUUCUACUUUACGACCGUAAAUUAUCCUUAAAAAAAAAAAGUCAACGAAUCACUUAAACUUUUCGUGGAAUUAAAAUACCCUCGGCUGCAGGCACUGCGUGGUGCGGUAAAUCUACACGAUAAGGUAUAUUUGAAAAUUCUUCAUUAGAAUAUUAUGUUGUUUCAGAAUAUAUAGAAAGUAAUUGUAUAUGCGAUAAGUGUAAAUUCUUUCAAAAUUUCUAGUCCUGAUUUUUGUUGUGCUAUCGGGAGUUCUGGAAUUGGUAAUAUAUUACGUUAUUGUCAAAUUGAAACGGCCAAAUAUAUCAUUAGCAUAAUGUCUAGCUUUAGUAGGUACGCCUAAAGUAAGUUAAUUUUUUCCGAAUAUAUAUUCGUGAACGUUUCUUGACUCCAAUCAUUUCGGCUGAUUUCACACGUUUGAUACGUUUCGUUGAUUAUUAUUAUUGUUUGAAUUCGGUGCUAUACUUACUCGUAUAUCUAAUAUUAUGACGAAUACGCUGAGAAUUGUAUUCAAUACCUAAACUUUAAGAUCGUGUGUCAAGUUAAAUCUGAAUUCGGCAAAAGUUCGUAUUUUUUGCAUUCCGAAAUAUCGUUUUAUUUUCUACAAUAAUUUGACGCAACCAGGGCGUAAUAUACCUUUCGACGAUCUGUCGAAAUUCUGUUGCGAACGUUCUUUUUAAUUUGACACACGCACAGGAUACAGAGUGAUAACCGGUAAAGGGAGGGAAAUUCGCGCAAGGAAUUGCUUGUUUUUUUUUUCUUUUGUCUAUUGAAUAAAUAUUCAUAUAUAUUAUAUUACAAACGACUGCUCUAUACUGCUAAAGUACAAAUGUUUCAUUUAAUUAUUUUAUAAAUCGUUAGCUUGGUAGAAGUUAGUUAUAAAUCUUACGCUAUCCCAUGGAUAAUAUUUAUUUAGUGCGUCGAAAAGUAAAAAAAAGUUCACAUUAAAUAAUACUAUACGUACGCGUGCGCACUCAUUUACUACAAUAUGAUUUAUGAUUUUUAUAUUAUUCUCCUAUAGUUCAGUAAGAAACCGAAUACAUACUUGUAAAAACACCCGGCGUAUGAUUCUCUCUUACACACACUUGCAAGGCUUAUCCGUUAUUCAUAUGCCGAAAUUAUGCUUCGUGGCAUAUGUUUUGUUACUCGUACAGAAAUCGGUAAUUUAUAUUUACUCGGGUUUUUCAUGGCUACGCGUUUCGCAAAUACGGUAUAGGUUUGCUUAAAAAGCUCUUGGCAAAGCGGUGGAAAUUUUAACCGAUCGCCAAAUAGUAGAUAUAUCACACCACGCCUUGGUAUUUCCAAUUAGACACGAUCAAUUACACAUCUUUCUUGUGGAUAAGUACCGUUUUAUUCACACUCGGCGCUCAACUGUAGAUGUGAUAGAAGCACGUCAUCUGUACCGUGUAUACCACAUUCUUCAUCUGCAAUAAUGCGGGAAAUUUGUUUUAACCACAUUUAUCCAUUGAUCGUUUCACCAUUGCCGCAUAUUCCACGUCUACAUACAUACAUACAUACAUACAUACAUGUAUACGUGCAUGCGUACAUAAUCCCAUGCAUACGUAUACCGAUUCUCUAUUCUGUGAUCUAACUAUGCUGUACCACUGUUGAAAUUACUCUACUAGACAUACAUUUCAUCUGACAAUGAGUUUAUCAUCGUUAUCGUUAUGGUGAUAAUAUUAAUAUGUACAUAAAUCAAUAGAACCUCUAUUAGACUGAUCAAAUCGGUAAUAACGUCGUAUCCAACACUAAUAAUCAUACAUACCAAUCGUUAUACAAUAUACGAAUAGGUAUGCUGUCAAGUAGCGAAGAAGUUAUCAAUGGGCAAAAAUCAUACGUGUAUCGCACCCGUGUAUAGUUAUACGCACGUUAACAAUAUAUGAACACAUUUUCAGUGCCUCGGUUUGCGGACAAUUCCGACGGCAUGGGAAGUUUGCACGUUUCAACAACUUUCAGUAUUUACCCAAGGUGCAUAGUUUUACUUUCUUUGCACGGCAAUACUAUAUCGAUUGAAGGGGAAAAACGUACUAUUUGACUGAUUUUGUUAUCUCUUUUUUAAACAACGUAUAUGUAAUGUAUAAGGUGAUUAAAAAUGUUCACCUUUCAAUUUAGCGGUUCAAACUCCAAGUACGAAUUUUGCUUAAAUCAUUCUGCAAUCUGAAUUAUAUACGUGUCGUAAUAUACAGCAUAUGUAUAUGGGCCGGUUACUUUUUCCCCCAUCAUACGGGACGUUCUGUUUCAUAAUAACCGUUUACUUCCCUAACAGCACGAACGAUACGGCGAAAUUUCAGGAAUUUACCUAAAAUCUUAUAGCGCUCUAUCCACGUUACCGAAAAGUUUCUACAAGUUCGUGCGCUGUUAGAGAAUUGUUCCCACAUCUAUACCUAAAUAAUACAUAUAAUACACAACGACAAACGGACUUGAGAUUUAGAAUCUGAUUGAAAGUAGAUUGUUGUAUGAUUUCGGAACUGAUCAGUGUGUUAAUAAUGCACACUAUAUGAUCCAGCACAAUGCCGAAGCAUUUUUAAAGAUAAAAGUAUAUUAUCAGAUAUGGUACGGAUGUACUUUUCCGUUCCAUUCUUACAAUUAGUCAGAUUCCUCGCGUUUGUACCUUGUACCCUUAUUUUGUCAGAAAAUUUUGAAAAUUGCAAAAAGACUAUCCAUUAUGCUUCGUUUAUUAUCAGAUUAUUAUGUACGAAAACUACGCAACCUUUUUUUUCAAUAAAUAUAUAUAUGUAUACAUGUAUACACAGAUACAAAUACAUAUUACACGUAAUCGGCAAAUUCAAUGAACUUUUGCUGCGUCUUAUAAAUAUUAGAAAAAAAUGGAAUACCACUAUUUAUGUUUGAGUUUGUUUCAGAACGUACAGUGGCAGUUUAGAAAAAAUUAUACAAUGAAACUAGAAAAAUACAUUACGAUAUACAUAUAUCUAUAUACAUGCUAUAAAUUCACAAAGUACUUGGUGCCAAUUAUAAAACUAAUCCUUAAAAGAAACCUAAAGUUUAAACGAAUACACUUAAUUGUAAUUAAAUAAAAUUAAGCAAAUCGAUCUAAUGCGUGAUCUAAAAAUUAAAUGACAAAUAAGAAGUGUUGCCUCUGAGAGGAUUGUGUAGCAUGGCAAUAAUAAAAUCAAUUUCAAAAUAUACAUUUGUAUGUUUUCUAUUUUGCACGUUGCACUGAAUAAGAUGGAAAAAUCUCAUGCGGAUUAGUGCGAAAUAUAACUACUUUGGAAUAGUAAUUAAAAGAAAAAUUCUAAAAGCAAUGCAAUGGCCAACCUGAUAUUGUAUAAAAAUUUUUAUAACAUUUACUGAAUAAUUGGCAAUUUCUCACCUUUAUCUUUUCAAACUGCCCUCAAAGUAGGCAUUUUAUCGUAAAUUGAUGUUGAUUAUCUUGUUGCUGAGGAUGCAGAUAAUUGGUUAUAGUAUAGCAGCUGAUCUACUUCGCUAAGAUGGUUGAAAAGAAAUAUAAGUAGCGCCCAGUCAUGUCUCAGCUUUGAAAUGUUUGAAAUCAGAACCUGAACGCAGUAUCUUCUCUAAUCCCGUUCACUAAUAUUGUAUAACAUAUACUUACGGACCCCAAUCGUCGGGGUAUACGUUAUUUACUUGUAGCGGUUGGAGAUGAAUUAAAACACCAUUAAAAGUACCUAUACCUCCACGGUAGCAAUAAUUUUUACCCUACGUCUUUGAGAAUCAAUUGAUUUCGCAAUACGACAAAUGGAUUUGGCUAUGAGUUCAUUUAACUGGUUUCAACGUAGAGCUGAAGUAGCGAUAUGUAGUUGAUUAUAGAUAAAAGAAAAUUAUAAGUACGGUUGAGCAUUAUCAAUCGCAUUUGCAUGUUUCUACAUACAUAUAUAUAUUAUACAUAUUAUAUAAUAGGAAAUCCGAAAUACAUGAUAAUUUAAAAUUCAUAUAAAAUAAUAUAUACACUUUUUUAUUCAUCGUUAAUUAUUGUAUUUUAUUGUUUGUGAGUUCGUUUUUUUAUUUUUUUUUAUUUUUUUUUUUCUAUUUUACUAAGGUUCGAUCAUAUUACCAUUAAUAUUUCUACCUUUAAGUUUAUUAUAUUUAAGUGAUUAUUAUAUACUUUCUGCGGUCUGUUUGCACUGCCCCGUAAUAAUGUAUUGUUCCUCUCGAGAAAUGGUGUUGUACUUUUUCAUCUAAAAGGCAUUGCCGAAAUAAACAUGGGGUAUGGAAGGAUUAUAUUCAAA